Anisakis simplex (herring worm) is the source of this 855-nucleotide messenger RNA. Lineage: Eukaryota; Metazoa; Nematoda; Chromadorea; Rhabditida; Anisakidae. The record is from the annotation of a GenBank genome assembly.
AUGAGGGCAGGUAAGCACGAAGAAUCAUUGGAGACACUAUCAGAACAACACCAUCAGCAACAGCAGCAUGCUGAAUCCGUUUCGCAUCUGUUGUCUGGCGAGCAGGAGCUUCUACUAAGAUCUGGUGAGGAAGGCUCAGGCGAGGAGGGUGGUUCAGGCGAAGAGGGUUCAGGCGAGGAGUCCGAAGGGUCCGGUGAGGAAGGCUCAGGUGAGCUGGGCUCAGGUGAGGAAGCCUCAGGUGAGGAGGAGGCAUCCGGCGAGGGUUCAGGUGAAGAGUCGCUUGCUGAACGCUCUGGAGAGCUGGAGGAACACGACGAGGAGACCACCACUAUCAUUGCAGGCAGCAGCAGCGACAGCAGCAGCAGCAGAGAAGAGUCGUCAACUCAGCUCGUUAACUUAGAGCAGAUUUUGACGGCUAGUACUUUGGAGCCGGUAACUAGCGAGUUCGGGACUACUGAAACUGGAGCUGGAGCUGGAGCUGGAGCUGCAACUGAAACAACAUCAGAAGCAGAAGCUGGAGGACAUUUGCUGCAGCGAACACAUGAAACGAUAGAAGGAGAUCAUGCAGCCAUGACAAUAGGUUCAAAAUCUGACGAGCAGCAUCAACAACACGAGGAAUUAUCUUCUGUGGCUACGGAAAAGUCACAAACGGCUGAAUUUGAGGAAUCGACUGCCUCAUAUCAAGAGUCGUGGCAUCAUGAAGAGGCGUCAAAUUUCACAGUCGACAGCCACACAACUAGCGAAGGCAGCAGCUCAAGCGAGGCGACGGCGACGGCGACGGCUAAUGAGGAAUUAAUAACGCCAGCAUCGGGUAUUGUAACCCUAACUCCAUUGGGUAAUGGUAAGACAAUUUAA